Molecule: messenger RNA, 453 nt
Organism: Wickerhamiella sorbophila
Lineage: Eukaryota; Fungi; Ascomycota; Dipodascomycetes; Dipodascales; Trichomonascaceae
Exons: 1
Coding region: 1-453 (150 amino acids)
Source: RefSeq, a predicted model, not a curated record
AUGCCCUACAGACUGCAAUUCAAAGGAGACCCAGAAGCAUACACUCCGGAUGCAGACCUUUUGUUUGCGGAAACUGCAAAAUGGAAGAGAGCCAAAAUUUUAGAAAAAGUUACUGGUCUUGUAGGUAUACUCUAUGAUAAUCGCAUUGUGUCUCCCCUUGAUUUGAGCCUGCACCCUCUACAGUCCGAUCCACCAAAAGAAAUGCUAUUCACAGCUGUACGCACGGACGGUCAAUUAAGUCUAAAGGCUCAUAAUGGAAAUUAUUUGGAAUUGAGACAUGAUCGCUCUGUGGCCAUAGAGACAGCUGCAAUGGGACCAACAAGUCAGUUAACCCUGCUCGUCGAGGGCGGGCUCUUCACCAUCAAGUCAGGCCGGUCGUGUUUGGCAGUCAACGAAAACAAACUGGUGUCCGAUAACACUGGGGCUCAGUUUGUGAUUAUAGUACAAAAAUAA